This is a messenger RNA of Orycteropus afer afer, 1665 nucleotides long. RefSeq names its product CNKSR family member 3 (gene CNKSR3). The transcript is spliced from 13 exons. Bases 1 to 1665 code for a protein of 554 amino acids. Gene Ontology annotation, biological process: regulation of signal transduction. Gene Ontology annotation, molecular function: protein binding. NCBI's taxonomy places the organism in Eukaryota, Metazoa, Chordata, Mammalia, Tubulidentata, Orycteropodidae. Gene Ontology annotation, cellular component: cytoplasm; membrane. The record is from RefSeq and is a predicted model, not a curated record.
AUGGAGCCCGUGACCAAGUGGAGCCCCAAACAAGUGGUGGACUGGACUAGAGGGUUGGAUGACUGCUUGCAGCAGUACGUCCACAAGUUCGAACGGGAGAAGAUCAAUGGGGAGCAGCUGCUGCAGAUUUCGCACCAGGACCUCGAGGAGCUGGGUGUCACCCGCAUCGGACACCAGGAGCUCGUGCUGGAGGCUGUCGACCUUCUCUGUGCGCUGAAUUACGGCCUUGAGACAGAUAAUAUGAAGAACUUGGUUCUGAAGCUGCGAGCUUCUUCCCACAACCUACAGAAUUACAUAAGUAGCCGGCGGGAAAGUCCAGUUUAUGACGGGAGCUCCUCACGCAAGCCCCCCAACGAGUUCCUGACCUCGGUGGUGGAGCUCAUUGGCGCUGCGAAGGCCUUGCUGGCUUGGCUGGACCGGGCUCCUUUUACAGGGAUCACUGAUUUCUCAGUAACAAAGAACAAAAUUAUUCAGCUUUGCUUGGAUCUGACGACUACUGUCCAGAAGGAUUGCCUGGUAGAGGAAAUGGAGGAUAAAGUGUUAACCGUCGUCAAGGUUUUAAAUGGCAUCUGUGACAAAACAGUCCAAUCCACCACAGAUCCCCUCAUGAACCAGUGUGCGUGUCUCGAGGAAGUCCGUUUGCCAAACAUCAAACCCGGGGAAGGCCUGGGCAUGUACAUCAAGUCAACCUAUGAUGGAUUGCAUGUGAUUACCGGAACCACAGAAAAUUCCCCUGCAGACAGAUGUCAGAAGAUCCACGCUGGUGACGAAGUCAUUCAAGUUAACCAGCAGACGGUGGUGGGAUGGCAGCUGAAAAACCUGGUGAGAAAAUUGAGAGAGAACCCCACAGGAGUAGUCUUACUGCUUAAGAAGCGCCCCACAGGCUCCUUCCACUUCGCUCCCGCUCCCCUGAAGAACCUACGGUGGAAGCCACCUCUUGUGCAGACGUCUCCUCCACCCACAACCACCCAGUCCCCCGAGAGCACCAUGGCCUCGCUGAAGAAGGAGAAGCCGGCCAUCCUGGACCUCUACAUCCCUCCACCACCUGCAGUGCCCUACUCUCCGCGGGACGAGAAGGGGAGCUUUGCUUUUGGAGGAUUCCGUAAGUGCAAACAGCCGUCGCCUGGUCCCCAGGGUUCGGAAUCCCCGAAUUCCUUCUUGGACCAGGAGAGCCGAAGACGCAGAUUCACCAUUGCUGAUUCCGAUCAGCUGCCUGGAUAUUCGGUGGAAACCAGUAUUCUGCCCACAAAGUUGAGAGAGAAAACCCCCUCUUAUGGCAAACCCCGGCCUUUGUCCAUGCCUGUGGACGGGAGCUGGAUGGGAAUUGUGGACCCUUUUGCUAGACCUCGAGGCCAUGGCAGGAAAGGUGAGGACGCCCUCUGUCGAUACUUCAGCAACGAGCGGAUCCCCCCUAUAGUUGAAGAAAGCUCCUCCCCACCCUACCGUUUCUCCAAGCCUUCCACGGAGAGGCCUCUCGUUCGAGGUGCAGACUACAUCCGGGGGAGCCGGUGCUACAUCAGUUCAGACCUCCACAGCAGCGCCACGAUUCCGUUCCAGGAGGAGGGGACCAAAAAGAAAGCUGUUUCUUCAUCCACAAAGUCGUCCUCCACAGAGCCAUCACUACUGGUCAGCUGGCUUACUCGGCUCAAACUGUUGACUCACUGA